GUCACUCAGCUAAGCUUGCCUCUACGUGCCCUUCAAGGAGCAGGUCUCCAAAAAUUUCAACAACUAUUAUGGAUGCUCAAAGUCAUAGGAUCCCUAGACACGAAACCUGGAUACUUCGGUUUCUUAUUGCGGUGCUAGCUUCAGCAUCGCUGGUAACCACCUGUUGUGCCUCUCCCCUCCCUCUGAACACCCUAUGUUAUUCGAAACAUGGAUCUGGGACAGCCGGCACGAAUUCAGCUCCACAAGUACCAAGUCAUAGUCAUGAGGAAGACUCGGAAAAUUUUACUCGCCUUGGUCUUCGUGGCCUCGGACUCGGUUUGAAGAAGCUAAGCUUGGCUUGGGACGGAAUGUCACUGAUAGGCUUUGCGUACACCGAAGCACUCAUAGGCAAGGAGUACGAGAACAAACCCAUUCGUUUGAGUUCGCUGACACUUCCUGCUCGCCGUCCGACUCAUCCCUCGAUUGAAUAUCUAUACCUGUUACCGAAACUCGGCUUGGAAUCCCAAAAUCCCAAGAUUCUCUCAUUGUCUGGCGUCACCUAUUCGAAUGCGAAGGAUGCCUGCUGGAGUUGUCCAGUAUAUGCCAGCAAAAGUAUGAUGAAAGCAAAUAUGCCACAAAUGGUGAGUGAAACUUAUCGCUCGCAGGGACACUGUGGCAGCUCGUUCCUCCAUAGAUCUACGAAGCUCACGGCGAACCUCCUGUAUACGCAACAACAUCAGAGAUCGAGUCUGACUCCCCAGCCCCUCCCUACACCGCAACCGAUGGUAUUAAUCCACCUGCCAUGUCCAAACGCGACACAGACAGGAAUCAAGUCAUCUUUUUCAAAGAGCAUGAUAAUGUCGUAAUGCGACUUCCUCGAGAAGAAUUUACCAAAAGCUGGGCAUUGAAAGGAGAAUGUCAUCGAACUCACAAGGAUCUUCCAAAGACGGCAGCUGAUCAGUGGAAUGCUUGGAAGGAUACAAUACUAGGAUGGCCUUCCUUCCUUAACUUGGUUGAUUGAAGAAAAUGAAGCUCGCAAUUUUUGCGACGUCUACACCAAAAGA
Molecule: messenger RNA, 1043 nt
Organism: Lentinula edodes (shiitake mushroom)
Lineage: Eukaryota; Fungi; Basidiomycota; Agaricomycetes; Agaricales; Omphalotaceae
Exons: 5
Coding region: 69-845 (258 amino acids)
Source: RefSeq, a predicted model, not a curated record